AUGGCUGUUGCCAAGGGGAUGCUCCCCUGCUGGGCGGCCUUCUCGCAGACGUGGGAAGGCCCACCAUCUGUCUCUCGGCUGGCCGGCGAAGCUCACCCGGCCGUGUUGGCCGGUGGAGCCGACCCGAGGCGGCGAUGCUCCGAACAGACCGGCGUGUCCGUCUCUGGGGCGGCCACUGCUUUGGCGGCAGCUGGGAGAGCGAUGAAAGCAAAGGGGGCACGGACCAAGCUGAAGAAGAAGCGCCCAGCUGGGCUCGGCUUCAGUACGCCGAGGGUGUCAGAUGAGCCUGUCACAGGCUAUGACACUGGCCCCAAACUUCUUGAGAUCCUGAAGUAUCCGCAUCCGGCCCUCCGGCGUCCGAAUGCCGAAGUGACAGACUUCGGUCCUAAGCUUCGGCAGCUGUCUGAGAACCUCUUUCGGACCAUGUACGCGAAGGACAAUGGCUGCGGGCUUGCCGCACCCCAAUGCGGCGUCAAUCUGCGGGUGAUGGUGUACAACUACCAGCGCAUCGAGGGCGAAGGUCGAAAACCUGAAGGUGAAGUGGUCUUCGUGAACCCUCGUAUAACGGCGCAUUCCGAGGAGGAGUGCGAGAUGCUGGAGGGCUGCCUCUCCUUCCCGAAUUUCGGGGCCCCAGUGGUGCGGCCUGCGUGGGUGGAGGUGCAGGCGGUAGACUUGGAUGGAAGCCCGCAGCUUGGCUAA
Messenger RNA from Symbiodinium sp. CCMP2456, 699 nucleotides. Lineage: Eukaryota; Dinophyceae; Suessiales; Symbiodiniaceae. The record is from the annotation of a GenBank genome assembly.